AUGAAGACAUCAUCAGUUGCAUUCGCCUCUUACCUUAUAUGGGGUCUUGCAUGGGGUCACUAUGACUUUCCUGCCCUUAUCAACAACGGCGCCGUCACAACCAAUUGGGAAUAUGUUCGCCAGUGGACUGGGUACAACACGUUUGUUCCAGUGGAAAACGUUAGCAGUCUUGACAUUCGAUGUAAUGUGGACGGAAGCACCGUUUCCGCUCCCGGCACCCUGAGCAUUGCCGCAGGGACUGAGUUGGGUUUCACGAUUUUGCCCCAGGUUGAACACCCAGGACCUAUGGCUGUCUAUAUGGCGCGAGUUCCGGAAAGUUCAACAGCUACAAGCUGGGACGGUAGCGGACAAGUGUGGUUUAAAAUCAUGGAGUCUGGUGCCACCAAUAAUGCGAACCCUCUCAACUGGGCUUACCUGGGCCAGAACAAGGUAAAUUUUACUCUUCCUGCGGCUCUACCCAGCGGACAGUACCUCGUUCGAGUCGAGAGUAUUGGGUUGCAUCAGGCCCAAACCGUAGGAGGGGCCCAAUUCUACCUUUCCUGUGGCCAAGUCGAAGUGACUGGAGGCGGUAAUGGAAACCCAGAGCCGCUUGUUGCCUUUCCUGGGGCUUAUCAACCGACUGACCCAGGGAUUCUCAUUGAUAUUUGGAAUCCAUCUACAACCUCUUACAAUCCUCCAGGGCCUCCUGUGUGGCAAGGAUAUUAG
Molecule: messenger RNA, 705 nt
Organism: Talaromyces proteolyticus
Lineage: Eukaryota; Fungi; Ascomycota; Eurotiomycetes; Eurotiales; Trichocomaceae
Product: glycoside hydrolase
Exons: 4
Coding region: 1-705 (234 amino acids)
Source: RefSeq, a predicted model, not a curated record